Messenger RNA from Procambarus clarkii (red swamp crayfish), 1251 nucleotides. The record is from RefSeq and is a predicted model, not a curated record. Lineage: Eukaryota; Metazoa; Arthropoda; Malacostraca; Decapoda; Cambaridae.
AUGGCAGCAGACACAGGCACCCAUGACAGCAGACACAGGCACCCAUGGCAGCAGACACAGGCACCCAUGGCAGCAGACACAGGCACCCAUGGCAGCAGACACAGGCACCCAUGGCAGCAGACACAGGCACCCAUGGCAGCAGACACAGGCACCCAUGGCAGCAAACACAGCCACCCAUGGCAGCAGACACAGGCACCCAUGGCAGCAGACACAGGCACCCAUGGCAGCAGACACAGGCACCCAUGGCAGCAGACACAGGCACCCAUGGCAGCAGACACAGGCACCCAUGGCAGCAGACACAGGCACCCAUGGCAGCAGACACAGGCACCCAUGGCAGCAGACACAACCGAUAUAGCAGAUACAUAUACAGCCAAGACAGCAGACGCAGACAGCCAAGACAAUAAACAGCAGACGCAGACAGCAGACACAGACAGCAGACACAGACAGCAGACUGCUAAGACAGCAGACACAGACAGCAGACGCAGACACAGACAGCCAAGACAGCAGACGCAGACAGCCAAGACCGCAGACACAGACAGCCAAGACAGCAGACGCAGACAGCCAAGACAGCAGACACAGACAGCCAAGACAGCAGACACAGACAGCCAAGACCGCAGACACAGACAGCCAAGACAGCAGACGCAGACAGCCAAGACCGCAGACACAGACAUCCAAGACAGCAGACGCAGACAGCCAAGACAGCAGACGCAGACAGCCAAGACAGCAGACGCAGACAGCCAAGACAGCAGACGCAGACAGCCAAGACAGCAGACGCAGACAGCCAAGACAGCAGACGCAGACAGCCAAGACAGCAGACGCAGACAGCCAAGACAGCAGACGCAGACAGCCAAGACCGCAGACACAGACAGCCAAGACAGCAGACGCAGACAGCCAAGACAGCAGACGCAGACAGCCAAGACCGCAGACACAGACAGCCAAGACAGCAGACACAGACAGCCAAGACCGCAGACACAGACAGCCAAGACAGCAGACGCAGACAGCCAAGACAGCAGACGCAGACAGCCAAGACACAGACAGCCAAGACCGCAGACACAGACAGCCAAGACCGCAGACACAGACAGCCAAGACAGUAGACACAGACAGCUAAGACAGCAGACACAGACAGCCAAGACCGCAGACGCAGACAGCCAAGACAGCAGACGCAGACAGCCAAGACAGCAGACGCAGACAGCCAAGACAGCAGACGCAGACACCGCGGCACAAUUUCACCCUAUUAAGAAAUUACCAUAA